GCGAAUUUGCAGUUAAGAUGAUGAUCCCAUCUCGUUUGGAAACACUGAAGCACUGCCACAACAACCCUCGAAUUGACUUCAGACAAUUAUCUGCGCACAAUUGUAUCUACCACGAAAAUCUACCGCCCAUUACCUGUGCGCCUUUGAGCAGGUGGGUGGUGAUAGUCCCAAAUGCGCAGCAGGUGCGCGUGCUCCAAUGUGGCAACGGCUCGAGGGAAGAGAUCUCAACGACUUCUAGGUUUUUUGUUUUUUUCCUGAGAUGAGGAGUUACAUAAAAUGCGGAGCUUAUAACAGAUGAACGAAAUUACAAUUUCACACAGCAUUUUUUUGAAAACUAAUUAAUUUGUAUUACAAUAACUCGACGAAUAUGUUAAUAGAAUUUAAAGAAGGCUUCACUCCGCAGAUGGCGUGGCAGAAAAGAUGAAGCGAAGAAAUUGCUCGUGUCACGUAAGACCAGGAGAAACGCCCUCAAAACCCCGGAUCUCGUUCUUGGAGACAAAACGUGAUAUGGUCACAGCCCCGGUCUCAAAGUGGAGCCACGCGUGUCUCGGAUCGGCGCGCUCCUGCAGGGGCUAGGAUGCGCGCCGGGUACCUCCAGAUUUUUGCCCGGUUUCGGGUCUGACACCGAAUCGACUGCUUCGGGGCGCCGAGCCCGGAGAGCCCCCUCCACGCGGAGCAGGAUGCCCGUGAUGAGAGGUUUGCUGGCCCCGCAGAACACGUUCCUGGACACCAUAGCCACUCGAUUCGAUGGCACCCACAGUAACUUCGUGCUGGGGAACGCCCAGGUGCAGUCGCUCUACCCGAUCGUGUACUGCUCGGACGGCUUCUGCGAGCUGACGGGCUACGCCCGGGCCGAGCUCAUGCAGAAGAGCUGCGCGUGUCACUUCCUGUACGGCCCGGAGACCAGCGACCCGCACACGGCCCAGAUCCAGGGGGCGCUGGACGAGCGCAGGGAGUUCAAGACCGAGCUGGUCUUCUACAAGAAGGGAGGUACCCAGUUCUGGUGUCUGCUGGACAUUGUUCCCAUCAAGAAUGAAAAGGGGGAGGUGGUGCUCUUCCUGGUGUCCCACAAGGACAUCACCGACAACAAGAAGGACCAGGACGCCAACCAGGUGCCGGAGACAGAUGAGGAGACCGGGCUGGAGGUGCACCGGGUCACCCGCCCCCCCGGGUUCAACGCCAACCGCCGUCGCAGCCGGGCCGUCCUGUACCACCUGUCGGGACACCUGCAGAAGCAGGACAAGAGCAAGCUCAAGAUCAACAACAACAUGUUCGGGGAGAAGCCGCCCAUCCCGGAGUACAAAGUGGCGGCCAUCCAGAAGUCGCGCUUCAUCCUGCUGCACUACGGCACCUUCAAGGCCGGCUGGGAUUGGCUGAUCCUGCUGGCCACCUUCUACGUGGCGGUGACCGUGCCCUACAACGUCUGCUUCACCGUGGGCGGGAGCCGGGACGAGGGCAGCACCGCCCCCCGCAGCCCCCCCAGCGUCAGCGACAUCCUGGUGGAGAUCCUCUUCAUGCUGGACAUCGUGCUGAACUUCCGCACGAGCUACGUGAGCACGUCGGGCCAGGUGGUGUACGACGCCCGCUCCAUCUGCGUCCACUACGCCACCACAUGGCUGUUCGUGGACCUGAUCGCCGCGCUGCCCUUUGACCUCCUGUACGCCUUCAACGUCAGCGUGUACUUUGGCGUGCACCUGCUGAAGACGGUGCGCUUGCUGGCGCUGCGCUGCUGCGAGUGCAUCGAACAGCGCGUUCCUGUGUGUCUGUUUCUCUCAGGUUGGCUGCACGAACUUGGCAAACGGCUGGGCACCCCCUACUUCCUGCCCCCUCUGACCUCGCUGCUCGGGGUCUCCGAUUCGCUGAGCCCCGUGGCCAUGGACGGGACGGCGGCCAACGGCAGCCAGUGGAACUCCUCGGGGGCCGAGCUGCAGGGGCGGGACUCCUGGAACGCCAGCCAGUGGAACGGGACGGGGGCGGGGCUGGGGGGCGCGGGCGGGGGCGGGGGCACGGCGGUCCCGGGGGCGGGGCAGUGGAACGGCUCGGGGGCGGAGCUCGGGGGCGGACCCUCGGUGCGGAGCUCCUACGUGACGUCGCUCUACUUCGCGCUCAGCAGCCUGACCAGCGUGGGCUUCGGCAACGUCUCCGCCAACACCGACUCCGAGAAGAUCUUCUCCAUCUGCACCAUGCUCAUCGGAGCCCUGAUGCACGCCGUGGUGUUUGGGAACGUGACGGCCAUCAUCCAGCGCAUGUACUCGCGCCGCUCGCUGUACCACACCCGCACCAAGGACCUGAAGGACUUCAUCCGCGUGCACCGCCUGCCCAAGGCCCUGGAGCAGCGCGUGAUGGAGUGCUUCCAGACCACCUGGUCCGUCAACAACGGCAUCGACGUCAGCGAGCUGCUGAAGGACUUCCCGGACGAGCUGCGGGCGGACAUCGCCAUGCACCUGAACAAGGAGCUGCUGCAGCUGCCGCUGUUCGAGUCGGCCAGCAGGGGGUGCCUGCGCUCCCUGUCGCUCAUCAUCAAGACGUCGUUCUGCGCGCCCGGCGAGUUCCUCAUCCGCCAGGGAGACGCCCUGCAGGCCAUCUACUUCGUCUGCUCCGGCUCCAUGGAGGUGCUGAAGGACAACACCGUGCUGGCCAUCCUGGGUAAGGGAGACCUGAUCGGCUCGGACUCCCUGACCAAGGAGCAGGUGAUAAAGACCAACGCCAACGUGAAGGCGCUGACCUACUGCGACCUCCAGUACAUCAGCCUGAAGGGCCUGCGGGAGGUCCUGCGCCUGUACCCCGAGUACGCCCAAAACCCCCUCUCACGCGUUCUGUUACCCUACCCUUUAUCCCUCCAUCUUCCUUUUUUACUCAUCUCACAUCCUUCCCUUUCUUCCCUCCCGCCGUUUUCUCCCCUCCCUGUUUUCACAUUCAUGCCUCUCUUUCUCUCCUUCCCUCCCUCGUUCUCUCCAUCUCUCUUCAUCGCCUUUCCUUCUCCUCAGACGGACUGGGAGAGCAACGGCGGCCUGGUGAAGAAGCUGCCGUCCAUUAAAGAGGACGAGGAGGGCGACGAGGAGGAGCGCUCCACCCUGUCCCGGGCCCCCCGGUCCCCUAUGAGGCUCACCCGGGGCCUGAACUCGCCCCUGCGCUCCCCCCUGAUGCCCCCCCGCCCCUUCCGCUCCCCCACGGAGCCGCUCCGCCCCGCCACCCUGCAGAUCCCCCUCGUCAGCUUCAGCGGUGCCCCCCCAGAGCUCAGCCCCAGGUUUGUUGAUGGGAUUGAGACGGAGAGCCAUGUGCACUCAGCACAGAAGUUUGAGUUCAACACCGGCCUGACCCAGAGCACCCCCCCAUCACCCGCCAGAGGGAACCUUGACCAAUCAGAGACCAGGCAGAGCAUCACCAGGCUGAGUCAGGAGAUGAGCAGUCUGUCCCAGCAGGUGUCCCAGCUCAGCAGGGAGCUGCAGGAAAUGACACGCCUCCUCAGGCCCCUCCUCCUCGGCAACCAGCCAAUCCUCUCAACCAUGACGCCCACGCUGACUCCGCCCCCCAGCAGCGCCAGCGAGCCGUGCAUCAGCGGCCCCCCGGCGGCCCCCCAGCCCCCGCCCGCGCCCCCCUCCUCCCCGCUGCCACCGUCCUGCUCGCUGUUGGACAGUGCAGACACGGGGGGCGGGGGUCUGCUCAGCUGCCUGGUCCCCUCCCCCCCGCCCCACGUCGCUCUGCUACCGCCAAACCCGCCCCCGCCCCGCUCGGGCCGGUCCACGCCCUCCCCGAGCGAGGCGGUCACACCCGGGGGGACGUCGCCCCCCUCUGCCCCGAAAAACGGACUUCCCCGCCCUCCCCAGGACGAGCGGGACACCCUCGCCUCCAGAACCCCCUCCCACUCCCUCUCCUUCUCCCUCUCCCUCUCCUCCGCCUCGUCCUCCUCCUCCCUCUCCCCCUGCCAGGGCCCCCACCUCUCCCGGCUGGGCAGACACAGCAGGGGGCUCCUGCCCCCGCCCCCUUCUCAGGACACGCCCCCUCCUCCACCUCUGCUGUCCCACUGCUCCGCCCCCCCGUCGCUCAGCAGUUCCCCCGGAGACCACCGGCUGGGGGUCAGCCUGUCCUGCUCCUCGCCCACGCCCCCAUCCCGCCCCCUCCCUUGGCUCCGCCCCAUGGGCCGCCACCGUCCCCCCGCUCCCCUCGUCCCCCCGCUCCCCCGGCUCUCUGGACUCCCUGAAGGACACGACGGCCAGCUUUGGCCCCCCCACCUGGCCCCCCAGCCCCGACGCCCCCCACCUGGAGCUGGAGAUGGACGAGUGGGGCGAGCGGUCGGAGCACAUCAGCUUCAUCGAUGAGGAAGACCCCCCGCUGUGAGGGGGGCGGAGACGAGCCGCGCAGACGCCGCCGCCGCGGGGGUGGGAGGAGGAAGAGGAGGAGGAGGAGGAGUCCGCUGAACGAGAGAGGAAACGUGACCUUGCCCCCCCCCCAUGGCCAUCGCUCCUGAGUGCUGGGAGGGGCGUCGUCGUUUCACCUGCACCGCCAGUCACCGUCCCCGCAAAACAGAGGCUGGUGGCUCCGCCCACCCCUGUGACAUCACCAGGGGAGACCCUUCACAGACUCUUCACCCUGGCCACCUCCAUCUCCUGAUACCACCUGCCACCUGGGCUCGGUCACCUGCGCAGGGAGAACACCUGAGCACAGGAGUUUACGACACAGCGAGCCGCCUGUGGGCUGGCCUACUCUCUACUCUCUCUCAGCGUGUGAGGGGGGAACCUGGAGCGCUAAACAAGCUAACGAUGUAUUCAUAGGACCUCUUUUAAGUAUAUUAAGCAUCAUCCAGUGACAUCAUUUCAGAGGGAUGCAGCUGGCGGGGGACUGGAACAUUCCGUGCGGACUAGCGUUCAACUGCGCUCAGCCAAUCGGACGACCGAGAAAGCCUGACCAACCCGUCGGCCGAAGGCCGACUCCCAUCUGUUCUGAGUUUGACAUAUCAUGUUUUAACCCAAAGAAGUUCCUUAUUUGCUUGCUGUAGUGGCCAUCUCCACUAUUUAGUGAAUGCUUUUUCUAGUUGGGGGGCCCAUAGAUAGACCACCAGCCACCCUGUAAUGCUAAGAAACCGCCCCCCCGCCCCCCCACCCCCACCCCCUUACCCAUGGCUUAUUCUGACAUUGAUGCCUUUUUGGAAGCUACGGCAUCGAUCGCCAGGUUAGAACCUUAACGCUGGUCCCCUUACGAGAAACAAUUUUAUUACACUCUACUGUUUUGGAAAAAAAAAAAGAUCUGAUCCAGGGUGACUCACACACAGUACUGUAUGGUUUAGUAUUUCCGUUCUGAGCACACAGGUCUCUUGGUAUUCUCUAUCGUAUACGCUUUGGUACUAUUUAUUGCUAACAGAGGCGCUAGGCUUCGCUAGGCUUCUGAGCCCAACACCGGAUCGUUUGGACGAGGAACGCAGAAUUUUCCCUUAUUCCUGUUGUUGAGGAGAUUCAUCCCGUUUUAGAAACUAGAGGUGGGGAACGUUACUCUACGGCAUUACUAUCUCUCUCUCCUUCUCCUUCUCCUUCUCUCUCACUCCCUCCCUCCGUCUCUCUCUCUCUCUCAUACCUCUUCUUCACACCCAACAGUGUGACAAGUCACAAAUGACUCCGUUCUGAUCAUUAGUGAGUUAGACCAGGCGGCCAUGUUCCCCUCCCUCUGUUGGAGAUGCUCACUCUGAGGCUGUGACUGCAGCUCACUCUCUCUCUCUCUCUCUCUGCUCUCUCUCUUUCUCUCCCUCUCUCUC
Anguilla rostrata (American eel) is the source of this 5746-nucleotide messenger RNA. It is a transcript of the gene kcnh3, whose product is annotated as potassium voltage-gated channel, subfamily H (eag-related), member 3. The transcript is spliced from 16 exons. Lineage: Eukaryota; Metazoa; Chordata; Actinopteri; Anguilliformes; Anguillidae. Gene Ontology annotation, biological process: regulation of membrane potential; potassium ion transmembrane transport. The coding region runs from base 681 to 4319 and encodes 1212 amino acids. Gene Ontology annotation, molecular function: voltage-gated potassium channel activity. The record is from RefSeq and is a predicted model, not a curated record. Gene Ontology annotation, cellular component: plasma membrane.